Hordeum vulgare subsp. vulgare (domesticated barley) is the source of this 931-nucleotide messenger RNA. Its product is annotated as probable glutathione S-transferase. Gene Ontology annotation, biological process: glutathione metabolic process. Lineage: Eukaryota; Viridiplantae; Streptophyta; Magnoliopsida; Poales; Poaceae. The record is from RefSeq and is a predicted model, not a curated record. The transcript has 2 exons. Gene Ontology annotation, molecular function: glutathione transferase activity. Gene Ontology annotation, cellular component: cytoplasm. Bases 47 to 694 code for a protein of 215 amino acids.
CACCAACCAACCGAGCUGCCACCCACACACUUUCCUCCUACCAACAAUGGCUGAUGUGGUGCUGCUGGACUUCUGGGCGAGCCCAUUCGGGCAGCGGUGCCGGAUCGCGUUGGCAGAGAAGGGUGUCGCCUAUGAGUACUGUGAGCAGGACCUUGAGCAGAAGAGCGAGCUGCUGCUGAGAUCCAACCCCGUCCACAAGAAGAUCCCUGUCCUGCUCCAUGACGGCCGGCCUGUAUGCGAAUCACUCAUCAUCCUCAGCUACAUCGACGAGGCGUGGCCGGAGGUGGCGCCGCUCCUCCCCCGGGACCCCUACGCCCGCGCGCAGGCGCAGUUCUGGGCUGACUACAUCGAUAACAAGAUCGUUGACUGUCAGACCCGCCUGUUGACGACGAAGGGGGAUGCCCAGGAGCAGGCCAAGAAAGACAUGAUCGGGGCUCUCGAGACCCUGGAGGCCGAGCUCGGCGAUAAGGACUACUUUGGCGACGAGGCGUUCGGUUUCGUGGACGUCGCGUUCGUGACCUUGACACCCUGGUUUUAUACCUACGAGAAGUACGGUGACUUCAGCGUCGAGGAACACUGCCCAAGGAUCAUGGCCUGGGCCGCUCGCUGCAGGGAGCGCGAGAGCGUGGCCAAGGCACUUACUGAUGCUGAGAAGGUGUAUGAGAUCGUCCAGGAGGAGUAUGGUGCCAACUAAACCGAGUACUCCCUCCGUCUCAAAAUUCUUGUCUUAGGUUUGUUUAGAAAUGGAUGUACCUAAAUAUCAAAACGUGACUAGAUACAUUCAUAUCUAGACAAAUCUAAGACAAGAAUUUUGGGACGGAGAGAGUACUAGUUUAUGUAUGUAGGCAUGUAUUACUGUUAUAUGCCGAUAGUGGCAUUUAUCUCCUUGGUGUGUGUUCGCUAAACUUUGUCAAACUUUCUGAAAUGUACC